Aedes albopictus (Asian tiger mosquito) is the source of this 740-nucleotide messenger RNA. RefSeq lists its product as uncharacterized. Bases 51 to 680 code for a protein of 209 amino acids. The record is from RefSeq and is a predicted model, not a curated record. NCBI's taxonomy places the organism in Eukaryota, Metazoa, Arthropoda, Insecta, Diptera, Culicidae. The transcript is spliced from 2 exons.
GGAAAAAUAGAGUACUUGGAUUAUUAUACUGUCAAAAUGGAAAAGAUUCUAUGAUGGAAAAAUUGGCGAUGAGUUGCACCCAUACAUCCCCAGAUACAUCUUCCUCGGAAUCGAUAGCUCGACUUCUGAGUGCCCAUCGAGAAGCCCUGCAGAAUGCAUCCCGCAAGUGUCUACCCCAUCGAGAUUUGGACGAAUUCAGCGCCAAACUACAACAAAAGAACAGCAAAAGGCAAGCCACACCAGAUGGGAGCAUUUCUUCCGGCAGUUGUAUAACGUUCGAACCGCAUCGAAUCUACACAAUUGAGGAGGUCCCCGAAGAUUCUCGGAUUUCUGUCAAGAAAACACCGCCUAUUUCAUCGAGCGCCGAAGAACUGAAGGAACGCGUUGAUCGAUUGAAACGCAUAUCUGCGACGGCCAGGAAUGCAAAACGUCCGGAAAGUCGGCGGGGAUCAGAAACACGGCCACAAAUUGUGCAAAUCACAACGCGAGUCAACUACCACGAGGAGAUCGUACAAAAGUUUGAAAUUAUCGACCGUUUUUUGAAGGACCAGAUGGAACUCCAGCAGGACUCCGUUAGUAGUGACCUGUCCGUACGAAGGCGAUACAAUCGAUCGAAAUCGACGCCCGACCAGAAUCGGGUGAUUCGGAGUCUUUGUUGUAGUUGCAUUUCUGGAAAUUAAGUUAAUAAAUUAUUUUGUGCAAUAUUUAACUGCUGAUGGAUAAAUGCUUGAAGAGGUUCA